AAGUCUCGUCAGACUCCAAAUCUCAACUCUCUCUCUCCCUCCCUCCCUCUCCAUUCUUCAAAUCACAGCACCUGUAAUUGCAGGUCCCAAAAUUGAACCCUAAUGGAGAAUAAACAAUCUGGUGGAGAAGAUGUAUCAUCAGCAAAAGCAGUGUUACUUGGAGCCCUAGCACCUGGUGUUAACGGUCAGACUUGGAAUACCCUAAAAUUUGCGUUUUUGAUGUUGGGUCUUUGUCUUGCUGCUAUGCUUGGCUUGGCUUUCUUUUCUAGUGACUUUGGGUUGAUUUUUCACGUUACAUUGCUUGUUCUAAUCACUGGGACACUGUUCAUACUUCUUAGCAGGUUUCUUGCAGAGACUGGCCUGGUUUCUGUUGAACAUCAAAUGCAGGAAAUGGGCUUGAGCCCAAAAGAGUCCGAGAUGAUCAAUAAAAAGAGCCGUUGAAGGUUUUUAAAAACCAAUACAACAAUACAGGUGAAUACGUCAAGAAUUCUCGAAGGAAGACCUCUAAGAGGCCAACUUAUAACCAUUCAUUAUGAGAUGACAGUUACAUUUUGCGAUGCACUUGACCAAGAAGAGAAGAAGAAAGAUUAGAAAACUGUUUUUUCUCUAGAGCCUCUUCGCUGGAGCAGUUGCAUCGUUCAAUCACUCUUUUGCUUUCCUUCCUUCUCCUUUGGUUUGUCCUGUUUGUCCUUUUUGGGCUUGAUGAAGCAGAAACACGAGCAGCACGGGCACUGAAACAACAACUUCAUCUCUUCAGGGAUUGUUUCCCAAAUGAUGUUUAUUAAAGUUCCAAAUAACAUACUAUAUAUAGAGAGGUGAAGCAUAUAUUUUGCCUCAAAAACAUUUAUUUAUUUGUGGAUUCCAUUCCUAUCCCUUACAAAAAGAAGAUGCUUAACUUUAUUCUUA
Messenger RNA from Camellia sinensis, 906 nucleotides. RefSeq lists its product as uncharacterized. Lineage: Eukaryota; Viridiplantae; Streptophyta; Magnoliopsida; Ericales; Theaceae. The record is from RefSeq and is a predicted model, not a curated record.